AUGGUCCACCUUUACAGUGUGGUGCGGGACACGCUGCCUUUGAAGGCGUUCGACGAAAGUAGCAAAGGUGUUGCCUUCGCUCUGGCUCUGCUGGGUUUCGCUAUCGUCGCGUGCUCUUUGCUCUACUGGAUCUGGUUUUGGCGGUUACAGCGGUACUAUGAGGACGCUGCUCGUGCAUACUUGAUUCGAGCCAACGCCGAGGGCAAGCUGGGAGCAACGCACCUGCGCCGCCAGAGCCUGCGGCUCCUCAGCUACAACGUUUUCGUGCGACCCCCCGGCAUAUCGGCUCGAGGUAACGAUUUCAAGGAUGAGCGUCUCGCCCGCUUGCUUGCGCAGCUUGUUCGCCUCGACGUGGAUGUCGUUGCGCUGCAGGAGCUCUUCCGCUUUGGUUCGCCUCGACAGCGAGCGUUCGUCUGGGCGGCGUGUCGUCUCGGCGGCUACCGGUACAGCGCAGCCCUGCCGUAUCCACCACGAGGCUGGCACUGGCCUCCGCGAAUACUGGACGGAGGCGUGACUGUCCUCAGCCGGCUGCCAGUGGAACGAGUCGCGUUCACGACGUAUCGCUCGGCCCACUGGCAUUAUAUCGAUUGUCUGGUAGCAAAGGGCGUGCUUUGUGUCCAUCUUCGAAUGCCGUUUCAUGAACCUAGUACCGGGGCAGUGCAUCCCGGAAAAGUAGCACUAUUCGCGACGCACGCACAAGCAGGAAACGCAUCAUAUCCAGGCAUCCGUGUGAUUCGGCGGAAACAACUCCAACAACUCGCAAGGUUCGUUCAGGAGGAGGCCGGAGAAGGCAUAUUACCCGCGAUCAUCUGCGGUGAUUUGAACCUGAACGGCAUGGAUGGUGAUCUAGCGGAUCGAGACUCGUCGGAGUACACCGAGAUGAUGUCCAUCCUGAAUGGCGAUGCCGAUGCGUCAGCGAAACCGGUACGUGUUUUUCGAUUUCGCGACCUGGUAAAAGAGGCCAAUGAUCAUCGCCAUCCUGUGACUGUAGAUGCGGUUACCGCAGAGGGAACACCUCGAGAGCCUCUUCUGAUACCAGCAAAAGCGCGGAAACAGCCGAAACGACUUGAUUAUAUUCUGUGUGACCCAGGGCCGAGAGUGAGCUGUCGCGUGCUGGCGGCCCGAGUCGAGCCGUUUAUCCUGGAUUCCUGGGAUACAGCGCCGUUUCGACAAUUGUCCGAUCAUGAUGCGAUUUUCGUGGAAAUGGAAUUCACCGAAUCGUAG
Messenger RNA from Cyanidioschyzon merolae strain 10D, 1224 nucleotides. RefSeq lists its product as hypothetical. Bases 1 to 1224 code for a protein of 407 amino acids. The record is from RefSeq and is a predicted model, not a curated record. Gene Ontology annotation, molecular function: sphingomyelin phosphodiesterase activity. Lineage: Eukaryota; Rhodophyta; Bangiophyceae; Cyanidiales; Cyanidiaceae. Gene Ontology annotation, cellular component: cytoplasm; extracellular region. The transcript has a single exon.